This is a messenger RNA of Rhodotorula graminis WP1, 1516 nucleotides long. RefSeq names its product glycoside hydrolase family 16 protein. NCBI's taxonomy places the organism in Eukaryota, Fungi, Basidiomycota, Microbotryomycetes, Sporidiobolales, Sporidiobolaceae. Gene Ontology annotation, biological process: carbohydrate metabolic process. The record is from RefSeq and is a predicted model, not a curated record. Gene Ontology annotation, molecular function: hydrolase activity, hydrolyzing O-glycosyl compounds. The coding region runs from base 1 to 1416 and encodes 471 amino acids. The transcript has 6 exons.
AUGUCGUCGACCAUCCCCCGCACCAACUCGGAUGCCAGCCUGGCCAGCUCGCCCCGAACCCCCUCUUCCUCCUCUUCCUCGUCCGGCUCUGGCAUCCACUUUGCGCCGGCGGCCUCCUUCCCCUCGCCCAUGUCGACCACGAGUCGCAGCACAGCUCGCCGUCGUCCAGCUCGUCUCUGGCGCAAGACGCACGCCCACCCCGACGACCUCAACGCACGAACGCCCUGGUUCGACACACCCGUCGGCAAGAGCACGUUGCGCAAGACGAGGUGGACGUGUCUCGGCUUCUCCUCGCCUGGCCUUUUGUCGGCGGCAGCGCUCAUCGUCACGGCCUGGCUGUCUGUGCCCAAGCACGAGUACUGCCUCGUCCUCAAUGAGCAGUUUGACGGCGACACGCUCGACUCGUCCAUCUGGCACCACGAGGUCCAAGUCGGCGGCUUCGGCAACGGCGAGUUCGAGAUGACGACGACAUCGCCCAACAACUCGUACGUCGAGGACGGCAAGCUCAUCAUCGCCCCGACCCUCACCUCGGACCGCCUCGGCGUCGACGCCAUCACGAACGGCUUUGUCAUGAACCUGACGGCCGACGGCACCUGCACGUCCGACAAGCUGUCCGACUGCGUCGCCUUCUCCAACUCGACCGUCGGAAACUACUCGGUCAUCCCGCCCAUCCAGUCGGCGCGCCUGACGACCCGCCUGUCGAAAUCUAUCCGCUUCGGUCGAGUCGAGGUCAAGGCCAAGAUGCCCACCGGCGACUGGAUCUGGCCCGCAAUCUGGAUGCUCCCUCGCGACAACGUCUACGGCGAGUGGCCCGCAUCGGGCGAGAUCGACAUCGUCGAGACUCGCGGCAACCGGGUCAAGCACUCGUGGGACCGCACCGUCAACGCCAUCGGGUCGGCGCUCCACUGGGGGCUCGACUUCAAGUCGGACCGGUACAAGGACACGACGGGCCAGUUCCUGCUCAAGCGCCGCUACGUCGACGAGGCGUACUACACCUACGGCCUCGACUGGGACCCCAAGGGCAUGCGGUUCUGGAACAACCAGCGCUCGAGGGCCAUCAAGCGCGUCAACUUUGACCAGACGUUCUGGGACCGCGGCUCGCUCUCGUCGGCCCAGGUCAACGGCUCGAUCGCGGUCAACCCGUGGGAGGCGUCCGCCAACGUCGCCAAGGCGGCGCCGUUCGACCAGGACUUUUACCUCAUCCUCUCGGUCGCCGUCGGCGGCACGAACGGCUGGUUCCCGGACUCGGGCGACAAGCCUUGGAGCAACGGCGCACCUAACGCCGCUCGCGACUUUUGGAACAACCGCGCCAAGUGGCAGGAGACGUGGCCGGAGGACCCCAAGGAGCGCGGCAUGACUGUCGAGUCUGUCAAGAGCUGGCGCAUCAAGGAAAAGGGCGAGACGUGCGCUGCCUGAGCGCGCUCGAGCCGUCGGCUACUCUUCUCUUCUCGGACACUUUCCCUUCCCUGUCGUUCCCCCUUCUCUCUCUCUUUCCUCUCUCUCGUCUUCUCGCGCU